Phaedon cochleariae (mustard beetle) is the source of this 2022-nucleotide messenger RNA. Lineage: Eukaryota; Metazoa; Arthropoda; Insecta; Coleoptera; Chrysomelidae. The record is from the annotation of a GenBank genome assembly.
AUGAAGCGUCAGCAAGGAAUAGAAUCCUUCUUUUUGAAAAAGGCUAAGGUUGAAAGUACUGUGAAUGAAGUAUUGUCAAGCCAAAAGUUAGAAGAACUACCAGUGCCUUCCACAUCGGCAGAUGCGAGCUUAAAGUCGCAAAGUGAUCUUAACAAAACUGUAAAUAAAAGUACAUCUAUGACGGAUAACAUUGAAUAUCAAAUUCCUGCUCGUGAUUUUAGUAAGUUACUCAACAAAAAUGCUACAGUAAUGAGUGACAAUGAACGUUUGGAGUGGCUAACAAACCCUUGGACUCCAUCACCAGAGUUUAAGUUUCCGCUGAACACUGAAGGGAAGGAAAAGAGGUCUUUUCAAGCAAAGUGGAUGAAGGAAUACCCGUGGCUGGUUUACAGUAAAAAACUAAAUGGUGGGCUGUGCAAGGCUUGCAUUCUUUUUGGGCGAGGGGAAGGAGGAAAGAGUGAUGGAAAGCUUGGAAAAUUGGUACUUGAACCUUUGAAUACUUUCAAAAAAGCAAAAGAAAUCUUAAAACAUCACGAUGAAGCCAAGUUUCACAAAAACAAUGUAAAAGCCAGCAAGCAUUUCUCAUUAGUGAUGGAAGGAACAGAAGAUGACAUUGUUUCUCGAAUGAACGCGGCUCAAAAAGCUGUAAUAGAAGAAAAUAAGAAAAAGUUAAUACCUAUCAUUAAAACUGUUAUGCUGUGUGGAAUUCAAAACAUUCCAUUACGUGGCCACAGGGAUGACGGGAAGCUGUUCGAUGAAAUAAACAAAGACAAAUCAGCCGAAGGAAACUUUAGAGCUCUAUUGAAGUUUAGAAUUGAUGCCGGAGAUAAAGAGCUUCAAUCUCAUGUAGAGUCUUGUGGGAAAAAUGCAUCCUAUGUAAGCAAGACUAUUCAAAAUGAACUAAUUCAGUGCUGUGGUGAAGUCAUUGUAAAAAAAAUUGUUUCAAAGAUAAAAACCGCUAAAUAUUUUACUAUUAUUGCCGACGAAACUACAGAUAUGUCAACGAAAGAGCAAUUGUCAAUUUGUGUAAGAUAUUUUGAUAAAUCAACAUUCGAAAUCAAAGAGGAUUUUAUUAUGUUCAUUGAUGUUGUUGAUUUGUCUGGUGAAAAUAUUGCUAGCAAAAUAUUAGAAGCUUUGAAGAACCUGGAUAUAGACAUUUCUGACUGCAGAGGUCAAGCCUAUGAUGGAGGUUCAAACAUGAGCGGAAAGUUUCAAGGAGCUCAAGCAAGAAUCAUGAAACUGCAGCCCCUCGCAGCCUAUAGUCAUUGCGCUAACCAUAGGCUUAACUUAGUCAUAAGUAAGGCUUGCACAAUCCCUUCAAUAAGAAACGCAAUCGGGGUAGUCUCAUCGGUAGCCAACUUCUUUAGGGAGUCUGCCAAAAGAUUGUAUGCACUGGAAGAUGAAAUGAACGAGGAUCUGAAGAAGGGGAAGCACGCUGUCAAGAAGAUGUGUGAGACAAGAUGGAUAGAGCGUCACGACGCUGUGUUAACAUUUUUGGACUCUUUACUUUCUUUGCACACUGUUUUGCAGACCAUGGCUAAUACAAAUGAAGUAGCUGGAACUAAAGCGUUUUCCCUCCUACAUAGCAUUGUUUCGACAGAAUUUAUUGUAAGCUUAGUAGUUUUAGAAGCUGUUAUGAAUUUGACACUACCACUGGCUAGAAAACUUCAAGCCGAGUACAUAGACGUACUCAAAGCUAUGGUUUUGGUCGAUGCUACUCUUAAAAGCAUUGAAGAGCAAAGGACCAAAAGCAAGGAGUGUUUCAAAAAACUUUUUGACAAAGCCUGCAACCUUGCCUUGAAAAUGGGAACCGAACUGAAAAAACCUAGAAUAGUUGGCAUCCAACGAAAUAGGUCAAAUGUUGAAGCAGAGACAACAGAGGAAUACUUCCGACUGUCAAUUUUUCUACCAUUUUUGGACUUUCUUAUCAGUGAAAUUAAUACCAGAUUUCCAAAAGCUCAAAUGACCCACAUUGGAAAAUGGAAAAUUACAGAUGAUUCUGCCACCACUGGGGAAAUUUAA